Molecule: messenger RNA, 1931 nt
Organism: Emys orbicularis (European pond turtle)
Lineage: Eukaryota; Metazoa; Chordata; Testudines; Emydidae
Gene: GUK1
Product: guanylate kinase 1
Exons: 9
Coding region: 266-862 (198 amino acids)
Biological process (GO): purine nucleotide metabolic process
Cellular component (GO): cytosol
Molecular function (GO): GMP kinase activity
Source: RefSeq, a predicted model, not a curated record
GCGGGGUGCCGGUCCCAGCUUCUCUCAUGAGUUGGCGGCGCCUGUGCAGCGUGGCAGCGGCGGCGUGUGUGCAGUGUCUGUUCACCAUGAAAACUUCACGCAGGCCAUUCUGCUGUCAGAAUGCUAAUUAAGCACAAGUCUCCGCACGUGAGCUGACCGCAGCAAUUCUGUUUCCCGAGCACAUGCUGUCAAUUGCACACUGCUGUCUACAAUUGCUUUGGAGCAUGCCCCACCCUAAGCAGCCUUCCUCUGGACAACAGCAGCCAUGACGGGACCAAGACCGGUAGUUCUGAGUGGCCCAUCGGGUGCAGGAAAGAGCACUUUGUUAAAAAUGCUGCUUAAAGACUACGGCAAUGUCUUCGGCUUCAGUGUCUCUCAUACCACAAGGCAACCAAGAGUCGGAGAAGUGAAUGGCAAAGAGUACCACUUUGUGACCAGAGAACAAAUGCAGAAAGAAAUUGAUGCUGGCGAAUUCAUUGAGCAUGCGGAGUUCUCUGGAAACAUAUAUGGAACAAGUAAAGCUGCAGUGCAGGCCGUGCAGGCACGGAACCAGAUCUGCGUCCUGGAUAUCGACUUGCAGGGCGUCAAGAACAUUAAGAAAACUGACUUGAAGCCGAUCUACAUCUCGGUCCGGGCUCCGUCCAUAGAAGUCUUGGAAAAGAGACUGCGCGACAGACGGACGGAGUCCGAAGAGAGUCUACAGAAGCGGCUGAACGCCGCUCGCGUAGACAUGGAACUUAGUAAUGAACCUGGCCUUUUUGACCUGAUCAUCGUCAAUAAUGAUCUACAAAAAGCCUAUUCUGAACUGAAGGAGAUUCUUGCAGAGGAAAUCCAGAAGAUCCAAGACUCCAAGAAGUCCUGAGUUCAGUCUGCUUGGCCGCCAUUCCUAACGUGCUUCACAGCAUUCUGUUCCAAGAGAGACAUUCCCUUUAGCCUGAUCCCCUUCUGAGUUACUAUGACAUUUAUAGUAAAAAAACCAAAACAAAAGCAAAACCAACCUUAUAUUUAUAUUAGCCGGGGCUUCUGCCACUUUGUGCGCACGCUAAAGUGUCCAGUGCUCUUCUAGGUUUGCAUGGAGAUUUCAGACAAACAGUCUGAAAGUCCCUGUACUGUAUUUCCUGAGCAGAAUUAUUCUGAAUUCAUUUGUAUAGCCUGAUGGUAGAUACAGCCCAUGCAGAUACAAUCAGUGCAUGUAGUAUGUGAAACUGCAAGCAGUAGUCUCCUCCAUAGCAUUUUUGGUGGAUACUCCCUUCUCAGCCCUGGGCUGCCUGCACCAGAGGCCACCUGCAGAGGGAAACUGCUUAGUAUGACCUGACUUGAUCUUCCUCCUGCAGACAAAUAGGUUAAAGUGUGAAGUGUCAUCAGCUGGCCUGAAGUGACCAACUGAGAGAAGAGAUGCAACUGAAAAGGAAAGAGACGGGCUGAAGACAAACUCGGAGAGAGGACGGUGCUAAUGCUGGUGCCCCCCUUCUCCCCACCAAAUGUUCCACUAAGAAUCAUAGAAUAUCAGGGUUGGAAGUGACCUCAGGAGGUCAUCUAGUCCAACCCCCUGCUCAAAGCAGGACCAAUCCCCAGACAGAUUUUUGCCCCAGAUCCCUAAGUGGCUCCCUCAAGGAGUGAGCUCACAACCCUGAGUGUAGUAGGCCAAUGCGCAAACCACUGAGCUAUCCCCAUUGAAAGCUCCCACUCUUUCCCUUUUGUUCUCCCAUUAGGCCAGUGACUCCAGCCACCAUUCCUUUAGGUGGUUGACUGACAUUCUCAGCGAGUCUCUCGGUUGGAUCUCGCUACUGCUGCUGGCUAGGGCUCCUUUCAGCAGAGCUUGGGUUGCUCCAAACCUCAGUCCUCGUGCCCAGGAUCUAGCCAGGUGAACGGCUGGGGUUGCUUGAAAAAAUUGGAGACCCGCUUUAUCUACCACGAAAUAAAAUCACGUC